ACCGCAACGAGGUCCAUGAGUCGCGUCGAUGAUGGCCGCGAGGUAGACUACCAGAAGCGGCUGGAGGAGCUACGCCAGACGCGCGAGAUGGAGCGAGAGCAGGCCUUGGUCGAGAGCGAGGAGGCGGGCGAAGCGUACGUGGCGCCGCAGGACGAGCUCUUGGAAGAUGGCUUGGCCGUGCCCGCGCGGGUCUGGUCAGCGCUCUUCCCGCACCAGAAGGAGGGCAUCCAGUGGCUCUACCAAUUGCACAUGCAGAACGCCGGCGGGAUCCUGGGCGACGACAUGGGCCUCGGCAAGACGGUCCAGAUUGCCGCGUACCUCGCGUGCCUCCAGAAGAUGCAGCUCGUGCACUCGGUGCUGCUGGCGUGCCCAGCCUCGGUGCUCUGGCAGUGGGUCCGCGAACUCCACAAGUGGUGCCCCGAGUUGCGCGUCGUGCUGUUGCAUUCGUCGGGCGCCUCGAGUACGAGCUACGGCACGACGAUCAAGCACACGUUCGAGGCUGGCGGUGUGCUCCUCACGACGUACGAGAACCUGCGCGCGAACGCCGAGCACCUUCUCGGCAAGGAGUGGGACUAUGUCAUCCUCGACGAGGGCCACCGGAUUCGCAACCCGGACGCUGAAAUCACGCUCGUCUGCAAGCAACUCCGUACGGUCCACCGCAUCAUCCUGACCGGGUCGCCCAUCCAGAACCGCCUCAAAGAGCUCUGGAGUCUCUUUGAUUUCGUGUUUCCCGGCAAGCUCGGGACCUUCCCGACGUUUGAAGACGAGUUUGUGCUGCCGAUCCGCCACGGAGGGUACGCCAACGCGACCAAGAUGCAGAUCCUCAUGGCGUACAAGUGCGCGCUCGUGCUCCGGGACCUCAUUGCGCCCUACAUGCUGCGGCGACUGAAGAAGGACGUGCAGAUUGCCACGGCGCUGCCAUCGAAAAUGGAGCAAGUGAUCUUUUGCCCGCUCGCGCCGGCCCAAGCCCGCAUCUACCGCGCGUAUCUGGCGUCGCCCGAGGUGCGCUCAGUGCUCGCUCGGGACAUUCGGCCGUUCCGGGCGCUCACGAUCCUGCGGCAGAUCUGCAACCACCCAAGCUUGAUGACCGACCACGUUCUGAAUGACAUGGCGGAGGACGAUGAUGCGGAUGUGAUUGCGCAGUCGGGCAAGCUCACGGUGUUGCAGACAAUCCUCGAUGUGUGGUUCAAGCAGCGCCACCGCGUCCUCGUGUUUGCGCAGCACCGGCGGACGCUGGACCUGCUCUCGAAACUGAUGGGGACGCUCGGCUACCGCUACUGCCGGCUCGACGGCACGACGUCGGUCAAGGAGCGGCAGACGCUCAUUGACGCGUACAACGACCCGACCUCCGACCUCUUUUGCUUUCUCUUGACGACCAAGGCCGGCGGCAUUGGCGUCAACUUGACGGGCGCCGACCGCGUCAUCAUCUUUGAUCCGGACUGGAACCCAAGCACGGACAUGCAGGCGCGCGAGCGGGCGUGGCGCAUGGGCCAGACCAAGCAGGUGACGAUCUACCGGCUCAUCACGUCGGGCACGAUCGAAGAGAAGAUUUACCACCGCCAGCUCUUCAAGCAGUACCUCAUGAACAAGGUGCUGCGCGACCCGAAGCAGAAGCGGUGCUUCAACCACAACGCGCUCCGAGAUCUCUUUACACUCAGCGACGGCACUGAGCUCCACGUCGACGACGCCGGCAACCAGAUUGCGACCACCGGCACCGAAACCGGCGACUUGUAUCUGCACGGACACGUGGCGCCGCCGCCCAAGCUGGACGACGAGACUCCACCGGAGAAUGACGUGGCGCUCUUGCAGUCGUCGCUGGGCAGCGUGGCGCGCGUCGAGCGCCGUGUCGUCGAGACGGACGAGGUGGACGACGACGACGACGUGGACGCUGAGAUGGACGACGCCGAGCCCAAGGCCGACGACGGCGGCAAGGACAACGCGGAGCUGCUCCAAACCCUCUUUGACGGCGGCAGCAUCAAGGGCGUGUUUAGCCAGGACCGCAUCGAGAGCGACGGCGUGCACAACCAAGAGGCCGAUUUGAUCGAGAUCGAGUCGGCCAAAGUCGCCAAGUCGGCGCUGAGUACGCUGCGCCAGUCGUGCAGUGCGAUUCGGCAGCAGCGCGAAGAUCAGUUUGAAGUCACGUGGACGGGCAAGAGCGGGAGUGCGGGGAAGCGGCUCUUUGGGGCACCCGCGCGCGGCCUCAAGCGCAGUAGCCACGAGCACGCAGCGAUCCAGUCGAGCGCGAUGCUGCAAAAGAUCAAGAAGCGUCGGGAUGCCAUCGAUGGCACCAACAAGGUGCGGUCGGCGGUCGCGUCGGUCAAGUACCAGAGCAUUGACGAGCUCACCAAGCAGCUCCACACGUUUCUCGAGCGCCAAGAUGGCGUCAAGACGGACGUGAUCAUCGCCAAGUUUGCGCCGGCGGUCUCGCCCAAGGACAAGGACGUCUUCCGCAACCUGCUCCGGAGUAUGGCGACGUGCGAGGGCCGCGUGUGGCGACUCAAACCCGAGUUUCGCACUUCACACCACUAAGAUAGUACGAGGUAUAUAUAAGAAC
Molecule: messenger RNA, 2554 nt
Organism: Saprolegnia parasitica CBS 223.65
Lineage: Eukaryota; Oomycota; Saprolegniomycetes; Saprolegniales; Saprolegniaceae
Exons: 3
Coding region: 16-2529 (837 amino acids)
Biological process (GO): transcription-coupled nucleotide-excision repair
Cellular component (GO): nucleus
Molecular function (GO): ATP binding; ATP-dependent chromatin remodeler activity
Source: RefSeq, a predicted model, not a curated record